Lichtheimia ornata is the source of this 2028-nucleotide messenger RNA. RefSeq lists its product as uncharacterized. Gene Ontology annotation, molecular function: protein binding. NCBI's taxonomy places the organism in Eukaryota, Fungi, Mucoromycota, Mucoromycetes, Mucorales, Lichtheimiaceae. Bases 1 to 2028 code for a protein of 675 amino acids. The transcript has 2 exons. The record is from RefSeq and is a predicted model, not a curated record.
AUGACAACCGUAGAGAGCAUUGCCUGGACUGAAUUGUUAAAGGCCACCAUUACCACAGCUCAACAUGGUAAUGACGGCAACCGAAUUGCCACGGCAACCGAGACCCUACAGCAAACCGCCCACCAAUUCGUCAAGGUGCUCAAUGAACGUGCCAAGUUGUUAGCCAACAGUGCCCAGUUUGAAAGAGCGUUACGAGAUGCAGCAGCCAUAAGGACCAUAUCACCUGGUUCAGGAUUUGGAUACUUGUGUAUGGGAGACGUGUAUUGUCAGCAAGGCCAUCAUGCAGCAGCCAUUUCCAUAUAUGAUCGAGGACUUGAAGCAGUGCCUGAAUCAGAUGCCUAUUAUCACCAGCUUCAGCAACAUCGGAUGACAGCAAUAAACAUCAGCAACAAACGUGUCGACUUCAUCAGCCAGCUCCCACUAGAUAUUGUCAUCAUCAACAUUAUACCAAGGAUAGAGCCAAAAUUAUAUUCGCAUUCGUUGUAUGGGCCUCUUUAUGUAUCACGUACAUGGCGGGAGCGUUUCUUGCAGCACCCUGACGGCUUGGACUACCAUUUUGAUGAUGCAGAAGCCACCUUCAAGGCGGGACAUGAUCAGCUUGUCCGAUUUGCACCCUAUGUACAGAGCUUAGACGUUUCUAUGAAGGACGUGGAUUUGGAUGAACUCUUUUCUCGUGCACACUUUUCCAGUCUAAAAGUAUUAGAUAUCAUGUGUAAUCCUUCAACGCCUUUUCGUCCAUUAAUAAGUGGUCUUCAAAUGAUUGCUGAUUCACUGACGCACUUGUACAUCAUGGAUGGUCAUUGUCUUGAAUUAUGCGAUAUUUUGGAAUCAUGUCCCAAUCUUGUGUCCCUGUCAAUGGAUGAGGUGGGUGUUGAUGUGCCUUUACCACCUUCAGCACGUUAUCCCAAGUUGACGCAUCUAGCAAUUCACAACGUAUCAGACAUACCUCUCGACGACGAUGCGAUAGAAGAUAUCCUCAGCCGGCUUCCUUCCUUAUUGUCAUUCGAGAUCACGCCAAAGGCCGAUUCCAGCCUCUUACCCAUCCUACAUGAGCUCUGUCCCUAUCUGCAGAGACUUUAUUUCGGUGACAGAAGUUUUCGCGCCGACAAAAUCGAUGUUCAUCCAAAUCGUAAAGGGAUCACGCUGGCGCGCUUCCAUGGCUUCAAAGACUUUUAUGUACAAGAUCAUUUGAUUCAGUUCUUUCUCACCCAUCGAAACACACUGGAAACGUUUGAUUGUGAUGGUGAUAUCAUAAGGCAUUAUGAUGCGCUUUGGGAAUUAUCGGAUGGACGGAUUUUGCAGAUUGGUGAUCGUCGAGGCAAGAUACUGGAAAAUGACCCAACUCAAUCAGACACUUCAUUGAUACGACUUGCCAGCAUUCGUUUUGCCGAGUUUUGUUCAUCUUCAUGCAACCCUUUUAUUUCAUGGAUCGUAUUGAACGCGCCCAAUCUCACAACUAUCAGCAUCAAAGAAUCACUUUUUCAACCUGAAAUCGCCAACGUGAUGACCAAGUCGAAGAAGCUUUCAAAGCUAGAAAUCACUCGGCCUUGGGAAGAUCAAUACAUCUUUGGUGAGGAAGAUAAUGAAGGCAUUGUUCAAUUCUUGGAGUAUCAUAUUGCAAUGGGGGACCAGUCUACGCUACAAGAGAUCACCAUAUGCACUGGCAUGAGUUUGACUAUAUCAGAAACAUCUAUAUCUCGUAUUGCCAGGCUGCCAUGUCUCAAGACCUUGGAAUUAAUCGCCUAUCAUAUUCCCAAAGAAUGCACAUCAGCGUUGGCAGGAUGUUCCUCUCUUCAAAAGCUAACUCUCGGUGGUCGCCGUGCCACAUUUGCUGACGAUCUCAUGAUGCCGUUGAGCACACUUCCAAAUCUCAAAUGUCUCCGAAUUCGAGCCGAAUCACUGUCGGAGGUCGACCUCGUUGCCUUGACAACAUUUCCUCGUUUAGAACAGCUUUAUCUUGAAUGUGCUGUUCCUGAUUCUAUUAUGGCGAGGUUGCGUAAACAUAUACCCAAAAUCAUUAUCCAAUAA